Messenger RNA from Galleria mellonella (greater wax moth), 3887 nucleotides. RefSeq lists its product as uncharacterized. The coding region runs from base 126 to 3752 and encodes 1208 amino acids. NCBI's taxonomy places the organism in Eukaryota, Metazoa, Arthropoda, Insecta, Lepidoptera, Pyralidae. Gene Ontology annotation, biological process: proteolysis. Gene Ontology annotation, molecular function: nucleic acid binding; aspartic-type endopeptidase activity; zinc ion binding. The record is from RefSeq and is a predicted model, not a curated record. The transcript has a single exon.
CGAUGAGUGUCCUACUGAUAUCAUAUAAUACUGUUUUGUUGUUAAAUGUUGUAAUAUGUUGUAAUACAAUUUUCAAUAAAUAACGUGUUCACCCGUUACAUUGGCGCUCAACUAGUGGCCGAACCAUGCCUAGACGAGGCGCGAAUCGUCCAGAACUGGACAAGGUAGUAGAAGACGAAGAGCUGCAGGAAGUGGGCGAGCUGACCAGUGGAGUCCCCCCACAAACGCACCCUCCGUCGACGUCACACAACCAGUCAGUGAUGGAAGCAUUCGCGAGGAACAUGGAAGCGUUCACAAGGAACCAAGCAGAAACAAACAGGACUCUCAUCGAAACACUGUGUUCAGUAUUUCCCCAACCACUGAGAUCGUCUACACCAGCGACGCCCGAAACGACUGCGGCGAGCAGAGCCACGCCCGUCCUUCAAAGCGGCGACUUCAGUAGGUGUACGGCUCGAUUCCACGGAGAAUCCAGGGAUAAUGAAGCAAUAGAGGCAUUCAUCGACGCUAUCCUGGUCUACAAGGAAUGCACCAGCGUCAGCGACGAGCACGCGCUGCGCGGCCUGCCCAUGCUGCUGGGCGGAGACGCAGCGAUUUGGUGGCAGGGCAUCAAGAGAGACGUGCGCGACUGGGACGAAGCCGUUCUCCGCCUCCGCACGAUGUAUGGAGCCACGAAGCCGGGAUACAAAAUAUUCCGUGAAAUUUUCUCUCAAGAACAACCCGACGACCAGAAGAGUGAAGUUUUUGUGUGUAGGGUUAGGGCUCUCUUAACUAAACUGCCAUAUGAACUUUGUGAAGCCGCGCAAGUGGACAUUGUGUACGGCCUAUUAUCAUAUAAAAUUCGUAAACGUGUUCCGCGCGAUACUAUAGUGUCCCUGGACAGUUUAGCGAUAAAAUUACGCGAUGUAGAGGAGUCCAUGGCGGAGGUACAGUAUAAAUUGUCCGGGAAAACUGUAAGUAAUACAAAAGCUUAUAAUAAUAAAACAGCUGAUAGGUCAUUGAACCCGUCAACCUCCGUUGGCCCCGCGCCCCCUUCUAGUGCAAACACGGCUCCUAAAACACAACGACUACGUUGUUCGUAUUGUAAAAAUUAUGGGCACCGUCUAGAAGAUUGUAGAAAAUCCAAACAACAGCCGACCGGCAACAACGACACGGUCCGUUGCUAUGGUUGCGGACAAGCAGGCGUUAUUCAGUCAAAAUGCGGAAACUGUAAAGAUAAAAAUGUCUAUUCUAAAGGUCCAGAUUUCAAUUCGGCAAUUAUAGAUAACAACCAUGCCUAUGUUUAUAACUAUAGUACAGACAAACCACGUUUGAGUUCGCCGACCAAUAUACCUACUUGCAUAGGAACGGUUUCGAAUAACGAAAGGGCGUAUUCUGGAGAACGUCCCUAUUCUGUAACAAAUUUUGAUUAUAAUAAACGAUGUCCGUAUUACGUAGAACGUCCUUAUACUUUAUCGAGUGAUAGUUUUAAUAGUCGUCGUCCUAGUAAAUGCUUUAAUAGUAAUGAUAGUGAACCGUCGUGUACUAAAUCGUAUUUUGAACCGGGUUCGAUCCCCGAUAAAUUUCGAUUUCACACUUUUUCAUCCGAUAACGUUAGCUCAUCAAAGGCUUGUCGCAUACCCUCCCGCGAAUGUAUUAUGAAUCCAAUUGAGAUAAGCAACGCCUUUAUGGAGUCUGACCGGGAGCGACCCUUGAUCGACAUCGGUAUUGGGGAUUUUGAAGGUGUCGCCAUGGUGGACACCGGUGCCACGCAUUGUAUUGCUAGCCCGAUGCUCUAUCGUGUGUUACAGCGUAGUAACGCACGUUUCUUAGAAACGCAACGUUCUAUUCGUUUAGCCGACGGUACCGCAAAAGUGUGUACUGUGUUUACUAGCGAUGUUAUUGUUAAAUUACAAAAUCGUAGGAUACUUACCACAUUUUUAGUCAUACCCGGAGCGGAUACAAAGACGCUUAUUGGAGGAGACUUUAUUCAAAGCGCGGGUAUGGUGCUGAAUAUACCUCAACGUUCAUGGUAUUUUGUAGAUGAACCUGAGCGCAAUUACGAUUUUGUGCAAAGUUACAGACUCCGGUCGGAGACUGACGAGGACAUGUUUUAUGUUGACACUUUCCAGAACUUAAGGGAAGAUGAGGGCGCCGACCUCUCAGAGGGCCAGCGCGCCCAGCUUAAUAAGCUACUAGCCGAGAAGGUAGAUCGCUUCGCCGCGGAAGGCGAACCUACCAGUUUCAUCACUCACCGCAUAAAGGUAAGUGAAAAGCAGGAACCCAUCGCUUCGCCGCCGUACCGCAUGUCGCCUGGGAAAAGGGCGAUUCUUGAACGAGAGCUGGAAAAGCUCCUGUCCACUGACGUGAUCGAAGAGUGCGAAUCACCAUGGGCAGCUAACGUGGUUUUGGUGAGUAAAAAGGAUGGAGCUGCGCGAUUGUGCAUCGAUUAUAGGAAACUCAAUGCGGUUACAGAACCCGAUCGUUACCCUCUGCCGCGGAUGGAUGAUGUGCUCCACGCUGCUAAGACUAGCAAGUUUAUGUCCACUUUGGACCUGCGAUCUGGGUACUUUCAGGUCAAUGUCGCUGAAGAGGAUCGUGACAAAACUGCGUUUGUCACGCCAUUAGGCACCUAUAGGUUUAAGCGUAUGCCUAUGGGCCUACGCAAUUCUGGCGCUGCAUUCCAGCGUUUAAUGGACAGAUUCAGGUCUAACCUGCAAAAUGUCUGUCUGCUGUGUUAUUUAGAUGAUCUGAUUGUUUUAUCUGAUAGCUUCGAAAAGCACAUUGAAGACCUUAAUGCCGUCUUCGCCAGGUUAGAGCUAUUUGGAUUGAGAGUCAACCGGGAGAAGAGUUCCUUCGUCCGCAGCUCUGUGAAAUUUUUGGGUCAUCUUAUCGUUCCAGGCGGAAUCGAGGUCGAUCCUGACAAGACGGCCGCUAUUGACAACAUGCCAGCGCCGAAGAAUAUUACGCAUCUAAAGUGUUUUCUGCAAACGUCCAGUUGGUUUAGGCGUUUUAUUCCUAAUUACGCAGAUGUGGCGAGGCCGCUAACGGCGCUUCUUAAAAAGAACAGUGUUUGGCUGUGGACCACAGACAGACAAGCUGCGUUUGAUCACAUCAAAAGGCUGCUUGUUUCGGCUCCGAUACUUCGUCAAGCCGACGAAAGACAAGCGUUCAUCAUUAGGACUGAUAGUAGUGGGUAUUGCCUCGGGGCAGUCCUAAUGCAGGGGGAGGGCCCGGAAGAGCGCCCUGUUGAAUACGCUAGCCGUCUCUUGACGCAGGCUGAACGUAAUUACACAACCACCGAGAGGGAAGCUCUCGCUGUAGUAUGGGCCGUAACGAAAUUCCGUGGGUAUAUUGAAGGCGCCGAGGUCAUCGUAAAGUCAGAUCAUCAGCCGUUAAAAUGGCUGAUGAGUGUUAAGUCGCCGAGCGGACGUUUAACCAGAUGGGCGCUUACUCUGCAAGAAUUCAAUCUUCGUAUUGUAUUCCUUCGUAUUCCCCAGGUAAAUCGAACGUCCUCGCUGACACCUUAUCGCGUCCGGCAUGUCCCGAGAACUGUGAUCUUUGUCAGGUCGUUGUCGACGUACCAUCAACAAAUGCUCGCGAUUAUAGGAGAUUGCAGCUGCAAGACCCCGACGUUCGCAAAAUCCUCGAAGAUCUGGAAGCGGAAGACGAACCGUUUAGGGGGAGACAAUGGUCCGACCGUGGUUAUGUUAUUUCAGACGGUGUAUUAUAUAGGUACGGACCUGAAACUGAUGAAAGCGACGACGCUUGUUUAGUGGUACCUGCCAGUGAGAGACAGAAGAUCCUCGCCGAUUACCACGAUGCACCGACAGCGGGCCAUCUGGGAGUGGAACGUACACUCCAACGUGUAGCAUCGCGAUAUUAUUGGCCAGGUAUGAGAGCUUAUAUUG